UGCGUAUCCAGUAAGAGAUUUUUCUACAGAAGCAAUGUCUUUGACUCCAGCAACACAUUAUAUGUAUACACCCCUGAAUCAGCUUAAAGGGGGUACAGUUGUCAACGUGUAUGGUGUCGUGAAGUUCUUUAAGCCCCCAUAUUUAAGCAAAGGAACUGAUUAUUGCUCUGUUGUCACGAUUGUGGACCAGACAAAUGUCAAAUUGACCUGCCUGCUCUUUAGUGGAAACUAUGAAGCCCUUCCCAAAAUUUACAAAGUUGGAGACAUUGUUCGCUUUCACAGACUGAAGAUCCAGCAAUAUAAAAAUGCGAUUCAAGGUAUCACCAGCUCUGGCUUUGCGUCUUUGACCUUUGAAGGAACUUUGGGUGCACCUGUCAUACCUCGCACUUCAAGCAAGUAUUUUAGCUUUACUACUAAUGACCACAAGAUGGUAGAAGCCUUACGUGUUUGGGCAUCUUCUCAUAUUUCCCCUCCUUCAGCCUUAUUAAAAUUGUGUGAUGUUCAGCCAAUGCAGUAUUUCGACCUGACUUGUCAGCUUUUGGGCAAGGCAGAAGUGGAUGGAGCAUCAUUCCUCCUAAAGGUGUGGGACGGCCACAGGACACCCUUCCCAUCUUGGAGAGUUUUGAUACAAGACCUUGCACUGGAAGGUGACUUAAAUCAACUCCAUCAACUGCAGAACCUGACAAUAGACAUUUUAGUGUAUGACAACCAUGUCCAAGUGGCGAGAUCUCUGAAGAUUGGAAGCUUUCUUAGAAUCUAUAGUCUCCACACCAAACUUCAGUCACUGAACACAGAGAGCCAGGCGACAGUGCUGUGCCUGGAGUUCCACCUCCAUGGAGGCACGAGCUAUGGCCGCGGUAUCACAGUCUUGCCCCAGAAUAACUCUGAUGUGGACGAGCUGAAAAAGGCGUUAGAAUCUGCGGACUGGACCAGUCAGCCCUCCGAUCAUUUCUGUCCCUCAGAACACGAGGACAGCUUUUCAACUCCUUCAAGCUCUGGGUCCGUGUCUCCGUACGAGCUGGAGAGAUGCCAGCAGCUGUCUGCCACCAUACUCACAGAUCAUCAGUAUUUGGAGAAGACCCCACUCAGCACCAUUUUGAAACAGACUGCUCCUAAACAGUAUCGCAUCCGAGCAAAGUUAAGAUCCUACAAGCCGAAACACCUCUGGCAGUCCGUUAAGCUGCACUGCCCUAAGUGCCAUUCACUGCAAGAAGUUCCACAUGAGCGCAAUUUGGACAUGAUUUUGCAAGAGAGUGCAACCAAAACCGCAGAUACCAAACUACACAACACAUCACUGUAUGAUUCAAAGCUGUGGCCCACCAAGGGGCAAGGUGGGCGGCAUGUAGCCGUGCACUUUGUGAAACAAAGAGGCAUUCUCCCGCUUGCCCGCGACUGUGUGAUCCUCAUAGAAGGAGGUACAGUCUGUGAAAUCUAUAAACUCGCUGCCAAGUUCCAUAGUGUAAUUCCUGUGCGAUCUGGCCCGGAAGACCUGGAACUCCUGGACCUUUCAGCGCCAUUUUUCAUACAAGGAAAGGUACUCCACUACGGAUGUAAACAGUGUUCUACUUUGCGACCAAUACAGAGUCUGAGUUCUCUGGUUGAUGCGGCGUGGACCCCUUCCACCGUGGCAGAAGUUCUGGGUGUCGUGCCCCUCCAGUAUGUGUUUGUCAUGACAUUCACUUUUGAUGAUGGGACUGGAGUGUUGGAAACCUAUCUCAUGGACUCUGACAAAUUCUUUCAGGUCCCAGCAUCAGAAGUUCUGGUUGAUAAUGACUUCCAGAGACGUGUGGACUUGAUUAUGGAAACGUUCUGUCCUCCAGGAAGAAAAAUUGACGCAUAUCCGUGGUUGGAAUGCUUCCUCAAGUCGUACAACGUCACGAAUGGGGCGGAGCAGCAAGUUUGCUAUCAGAUUUUUGACACCACAAUUGGAGAAGAUGUUAUCUAAUAAUAUUCCUGUGCUGAAAAAACAGCUGUCAGGAGUAUAAA
Molecule: messenger RNA, 1986 nt
Organism: Ochotona curzoniae (black-lipped pika)
Lineage: Eukaryota; Metazoa; Chordata; Mammalia; Lagomorpha; Ochotonidae
Gene: POT1
Product: protection of telomeres 1
Exons: 15
Coding region: 35-1945 (636 amino acids)
Biological process (GO): regulation of telomere maintenance via telomerase; telomere capping
Cellular component (GO): chromosome, telomeric region; nuclear telomere cap complex
Molecular function (GO): G-rich strand telomeric DNA binding; telomerase inhibitor activity
Source: RefSeq, a predicted model, not a curated record